This is a messenger RNA of Onychomys torridus (southern grasshopper mouse), 3057 nucleotides long. It is a transcript of the gene Glrb, whose product is annotated as glycine receptor beta. Gene Ontology annotation, biological process: chloride transmembrane transport; signal transduction; nervous system process. The coding region runs from base 166 to 1659 and encodes 497 amino acids. Gene Ontology annotation, cellular component: neuron projection; synapse; postsynaptic membrane. Gene Ontology annotation, molecular function: neurotransmitter receptor activity; extracellularly glycine-gated chloride channel activity; transmembrane signaling receptor activity. NCBI's taxonomy places the organism in Eukaryota, Metazoa, Chordata, Mammalia, Rodentia, Cricetidae. The transcript is spliced from 10 exons. The record is from RefSeq and is a predicted model, not a curated record.
CGCUCGGGGGCGGAGCAGACGCGUCAGGCUCGGCGGCAGCGGCGCGGGCGGCGGCGGGGACUCGCGGGACGCAGCUGCCUCUGCGCCCGCGACCGGCGCCGCCGUCACCUCGGCGGAGGGCUGCGGGGCGCGGACGAUUAAGCUGCUGAAACUUCCACCUUCAAGAUGAAGUUUUCAUUAGCAGUCUCCUUUUUUAUUUUCAUGUCCUUGUGGGUUGAAGAAGCGUGUUCGAAAGAGAAAUCUUCCAAGAAGGGAAAGGGGAAAAAGAAGCAGUACCUGUGCCCGUCUCAGCAGUCACCAGAGGAUCUUGCACGUGUGCCCCCCAACUCCACCAGCAAUAUCUUGAACAGGCUGCUGGUCAGUUAUGAUCCCAGGAUAAGACCAAACUUCAAAGGCAUUCCUGUUGAUGUAGUAGUCAACAUUUUUAUUAAUAGUUUUGGAUCCAUUCAAGAAACAACAAUGGACUACAGAGUUAACAUUUUCUUGAGGCAGAAGUGGAACGACCCCAGGCUCAAGCUCCCUAGUGACUUCAGAGGUUCAGAUGCACUCACAGUAGACCCCACGAUGUACAAGUGCUUAUGGAAGCCUGACCUGUUCUUUGCAAAUGAAAAAAGUGCCAAUUUUCAUGAUGUAACCCAAGAAAACAUCCUACUGUUUAUUUUUCGUGACGGAGACGUCCUUGUGAGCAUGAGGUUGUCUAUUACUCUCUCAUGCCCUUUGGACUUAACUCUGUUUCCCAUGGAUACACAACGCUGCAAGAUGCAACUUGAGAGCUUUGGUUAUACAACUGAUGACUUGAGAUUCAUCUGGCAGUCGGGAGAUCCCGUACAGUUGGAAAAAAUUGCUUUACCUCAAUUUGAUAUUAAAAAGGAAGACAUCGAAUAUGGCAACUGUACAAAAUACUACAAAGGCACUGGCUACUACACUUGCGUGGAAGUCAUCUUCACCCUGCGAAGACAGGUUGGGUUCUACAUGAUGGGUGUUUAUGCACCAACCCUGCUGAUUGUAGUCCUUUCCUGGCUCUCUUUCUGGAUCAACCCUGAUGCCAGUGCUGCCAGGGUGCCCCUGGGCAUCUUCUCGGUGCUCAGUUUGGCCUCAGAGUGCACCACACUUGCAGCAGAGCUUCCCAAAGUGUCAUAUGUGAAGGCUCUGGAUGUGUGGCUCAUUGCCUGUCUGCUCUUUGGGUUUGCUUCCCUGGUGGAGUAUGCUGUUGUCCAGGUGAUGUUGAACAAUCCCAAAAGGGUUGAAGCUGAAAAGGCCAGAAUCGCCAAGGCUGAGCAAGCAGAUGGGAAAGGUGGAAAUGCAGCAAAGAAGAAUACUGUGAAUGGCACGGGGACUCCUGUUCAUAUCAGCACUUUGCAGGUUGGUGAGACCAGAUGCAAAAAAGUUUGUACUUCUAAAUCUGAUCUGAGAUCCAAUGACUUCAGCAUUGUUGGAAGCUUACCAAGAGAUUUUGAAUUAUCCAAUUAUGACUGCUAUGGGAAACCCAUUGAAGUCAACAAUGGACUUGGGAAAUCACAGGCUAAGAACAACAAGAAGCCUCCGCCUGCCAAGCCUGUCAUCCCAACAGCAGCCAAGCGAAUUGACCUUUAUGCAAGAGCACUAUUUCCUUUCUGUUUCUUGUUCUUCAAUGUUAUAUAUUGGUCUAUAUACUUAUGAUAAACCAUUUCCAUUUGUAUGACAUACAAUACCAUUUCAUUGUGACCAAUGCAAUUCAUAAUUGCUGAUCUGUGAAAACUUUGCAUUUUCAUAGCAAUAUAUCGCAUUUUGGAUGCCAGUUAAUUAUAAUAAAAUACAGCACCUUACUUUUGAAUGGCAGCAUGAUCUUGUAACAUCUCUGCUCCAAUCAUGAGAUAGAUAGGUAGAUAGAUGUAUGUAUAUUGAGCAUAGUGCUUUAGGAAUCAAUGAAAAAUACGCAUACUACAUAAUCUACAUAAUGUGCUCUUCAGCUACUGUAACUCUGUAACUGCAAAUACUUCAGAUAAUCCUGAUGAAAACAUGAUGUGCACGCUGACUCCUGUUAUGGUGACCAUUCUAAUGUAUGUAGUAUCUUACAUUCCCUUCCUUGUAACUUUCAAAGAAAGCCAUCUUAUUCUUAAAUAAUUUUCAAUAGUAUUAUUACAGAUUAAUCAAGAUUGUAUGACAUAUUGUGUAAAGUUUUUAAGAGAGGUAGAUCAGUAACAGUUAUGCAGGCUCAUUGAGAAAUAAAAUCAAAGAUAUACAUUUAUAAAAUCAACUUAUUUUUAAGUGUGCUCGUGUUGUCAAAACGCCAGAUAAUAGAUCAGUAAGUGCUUUUAAAGCAAAGAGAAAUAUGGGUAGUAUAAAUGUAGACUGAAUUCUGGCAUCUGACAAAAUACUUACAAAUAAAUGAUAGAUGCAUUAAUUAAAUAUUUUGGAUAAAAUAAAUUAUUUAAUCCACCUUAAAAUCUAAAUCUAUUUUCAUGCCUUUCAUUUGUUGAUACGGAGAGCAUUAAGCAUAAGCCUUAAGAAGAGUUGCACACAUUUCUGAUGUGAAUGGAGUGGUGACAUGUGGUUCCACAUUGCUGUCAGACUCUAAGAAGAGCUGUUAACAUUAACUUGAACUGGAAAAAUUGUAAUCAAUAAAGGACUUAGCUUGUUUGUUUUAUUAAGAUGCUUCUGUAUUUCAAGUAAUAGCCAACUGUUUGGGGGAUUUGUUUUUUUUAAUUUAUAUGAAUGUAUUUGGAUAUGUUUUUUUAAAAAAUGAUUUAGCAAAUAGUAACUUUUAUUUAAAUUUUAGGCUUCACUUUUUCUUCUUGCUAAAAAUCUAGACAUUGGGGGACUAACUGACUUUAUCUUGUUCCUACCUGAAAAUAACCCCUAAGCCUUGUCUUCUAAGACCCUGUUCUCUAACAGUGUGUCACAGUGUAACUGUUUUUCUGUCUCAGCUAAAAUUGGAGCUACUAGUAACUAAUGUAAUAUAAACAGAAAACCACAAAAGUAUUUUACGUUAUUUGGAGUGCUUUUGUUCUUGUUGGUGGUUUGUAUGGCCAAUUCAUAAUAUAAUACAUUAAAAAUAUUAUUUGUGCAAUUACCAUA